GCCGGAGGCUUCACAAUGCCGACUGCCACGAUGACGGCCACGGCUCAGGCUCCCUCGACUCUCAAGCUCAAGGCCCCAGCGUCCUCUGCCCAAGUCACCCUGCAGACACUCUACCACCGUGCGGCACGCGCAUUCCUGCUGCGACAAGUAUCUCUCGUCCACUCCCUGCUCGAAUCCGCCUUUGUCCUGCUCCACCCCCCUCAGCAGCUGCAGGAUCCAGAUGAAUUUGCGGUCCUGCGGAGUAAAUGGGAUCUACUCCGCAUCACCUUCGAAACCACCGUGUACACAUCCCCUCCAGACCCCUCUGCGUCGGAUCUCCCCCACGACCUGAGGCAACUCGCGGCCCAGCCGCCGCACAUCUACAUCAACUCCACCUACCAGAGGUCCUUGAAGCUAUUCACACCACCGGCUGUGCCCGCACAGGCGUCUCAUAUCCCUUCAAGCGUGAUUCUCACGUUGGCGUAUUCAAGCCUCAAAGUCGACGCGGCGGACUCUGGGCGCGUUGUAAUUGAGGAUUGGCUUGCCUCUCGACAAUAUGCGGUCGUAAGCGAAAAGGAUGCGGAUGACGGGUAUCAAAAGGCCGUGGAGGCGUAUUGCCUACAUAUUCUGCCUAAAUUAGAGCAGUGGGAGUACGCGAAGGAGUUUCUGGAUUACGAGAGCGAGUUGGCUCCAGAUGUGAGAAAGAACAUCCAAGCCACACUCGAAACUUCCUACGCUCAAGCAAUCGCAGCGAGGCUGCCACCGCCGAAAGCGGCCCCGAGACCUCACUCUCCAACUCCCUCUAAUUCCUCCUCGUCGUCAUCGCUCUCCUCGACUGCAUCGGCCCACACCGUCUUGCCAUCAACGCCGCGACCGAGAUCGAAUUUGACAAGGCGCACUCCUUCGACCAUAUCUGACAGCACGGCCACCCCUCGAGCACGGCCUGCGGCUGUCCGAGCGACCUCGCCGCCGCAGCACUCGGCGUCGCUGCCGCGACUGUACACCCCGGGAGCGCCCACGGAACGAACUCCGCCGCUUUCGGGAUACGAGCUGAUCCGCGCGACACUAGCGCCGUACUUAACACCGCGAGCCAAGCUGUCGCUCGCAUCACUCGUCACGUUUCUCCUCCUGUUUGCCGUGCCUCUGCUCGUCCGACGCCGGCGCACCAAAAGUAUUGAGCCUGCGGCCGGCAAUGCAGAGGCCGUCCGCCGGAGGCUCGUAGCAGCACACGUGACCAAUACAAGCGCAGGCUGGAUCCGGCAGCUCUUGAUGGCGAUUCUGCGCGUGGUUGGAGACACCGUUCGGAUGGCCGGCAGUGGGUUGGUAUGAUAUGUCUUGGUGAUAUUGGCUGGGAGCAUGCUAUGUAGAUUUGUAUAUGCGAUAAAGAUGCUCGUUACAAAUAA
Messenger RNA from Mycena citricolor, 1382 nucleotides. Lineage: Eukaryota; Fungi; Basidiomycota; Agaricomycetes; Agaricales; Mycenaceae. The record is from the annotation of a GenBank genome assembly.